GUUCUCGCGAUAUUUUCGGUUGAACGGGAGCCCGGCGACCCGGGCUUCUGUGAAACAUGGCGGCCGGCUGGUACCGUAACACAAGCAUGAAUUUAUGAAAGAAGAAGAAGGUUUUCCUGAAGAUGAGGCGACUGAAUCGGAAAAAAACCUUAAGCUUGGUGAAAGAGUUGGAUGCCUUUCCAAAGGUUCCUGAUAGCUAUGUAGAGACUUCAGCCAGUGGGGGUACAGUUUCUCUGAUAGCAUUUACCACCAUGGCUUUAUUAACCAUCAUGGAAUUUUCAGUAUAUCAAGAUACAUGGAUGAAGUAUGAAUAUGAAGUAGAUAAGGAUUUUUCUAGCAAAUUGAGAAUCAAUAUAGAUAUUACUGUUGCUAUGAAGUGUCAGUAUGUUGGAGCAGAUGUAUUGGAUUUAGCAGAAACAAUGGUUGCAUCUGCAGAUGGUCUAGUUUAUGAACCAGUAAUAUUUGAUCUUUCACCACAGCAAAAAGAGUGGCAGAGGAUGCUGCAGCUGAUUCAGAGUAGACUUCAAGAAGAACAUUCACUUCAAGAUGUGAUAUUUAAAAGUGCUUUUAAAAGUGGAGUAACAGCACUUCCAACAAGGGAAGAUGAUUCAUCACAGCCUCCAGAUGCUUGCAGAAUUCGUGGUCAUCUCUAUGUCAAUAAAGUAGCGGGGAAUUUUCACAUAACUGUGGGCAAGGCAAUUCCACAUCCCCGAGGUCAUGCACACUUGGCAGCACUUGUCAACCAUGACUCUUACAACUUUUCUCACAGAAUAGAUCAUUUGUCUUUUGGAGAGCUUGUUCCAGGAAUUAUUAAUCCUUUGGAUGGAACUGAAAAAAUUGCUGUAGACCACAACCAGAUGUUCCAAUAUUUUAUUACAGUUGUGCCAACAAAACUACAUACAUAUAAAAUUUCAGCAGACACCCAUCAGUUUUCUGUGACAGAAAGGGAACGUGUCAUUAACCAUGCUGCAGGCAGCCAUGGAGUCUCUGGGAUAUUUAUGAAAUAUGAUCUCAGUUCUCUUAUGGUAACCGUCACUGAGGAGCAUAUGCCUUUCUGGCAGUUUUUUGUAAGACUCUGUGGUAUUGUCGGAGGAAUCUUUUCAACAACAGGCAUGUUACAUGGAAUUGGGAAAUUUAUAGUUGAAAUAAUUUACUGUCGUUUCCGACUUGGAUCCUACAAACCCGUCAGUUCUGUCCCCUUUGAGGAUGGCCACACAGACAACCACUUACCUCUUUUAGAAAAUAAUACACAUUAGCACCUCCUGAAUGAAGGAGAAAAACUUUUUGCCUGAGACAUAAAACCUUUUU
Molecule: messenger RNA, 1308 nt
Organism: Suricata suricatta (meerkat)
Lineage: Eukaryota; Metazoa; Chordata; Mammalia; Carnivora; Herpestidae
Gene: ERGIC2
Product: ERGIC and golgi 2
Exons: 14
Coding region: 123-1256 (377 amino acids)
Biological process (GO): retrograde vesicle-mediated transport, Golgi to endoplasmic reticulum; endoplasmic reticulum to Golgi vesicle-mediated transport
Cellular component (GO): endoplasmic reticulum; COPII-coated ER to Golgi transport vesicle; membrane
Source: RefSeq, a predicted model, not a curated record